Messenger RNA from Priapulus caudatus, 6132 nucleotides. RefSeq names its product neogenin-like. The record is from RefSeq and is a predicted model, not a curated record. Gene Ontology annotation, molecular function: protein binding. The transcript has 30 exons. NCBI's taxonomy places the organism in Eukaryota, Metazoa, Priapulida, Priapulimorpha, Priapulimorphida, Priapulidae. Bases 197 to 5437 code for a protein of 1746 amino acids. Gene Ontology annotation, biological process: cell-cell adhesion.
UGUAGUAACAGUUGUUUUGAGUAUAAUAUAUAUCACCACCCACGUUAUUAUUGAUUAUGAGUUUAGAGAAAUGGAGCCUCUAUAUAGGCUCUAUAUACUAUAGAUCCGUGAUAGUGGUUGAGUGAUAAUGACAUAUAUGCGGUCACUCGCACGUUAACCUGUACAGAGCAGCAGCUGGGAGAGAUACUGAUGAAAGAUGGCGCAUGUUGGACAUCGGGGAAGCCAAUUCCAUGUCGUCGUUAGUCACUCGGAUAAGUUGCAGCAGGUCAGGAUGAACUGUAGAGGGUGUAGUGGCUGCAUUCUAACAAUUCUUGUUACUGUCAUUGGCACAGCAAUGUCAGAACUUGUGUUUUUAGAAGAACCACAGUCAGGAGCUGUGAGUCUUGGUAAUUCACACACUUUGGACUGCGUUAGCAUAGACAGGCUAACAAACCAGCAUGCUACGGUAGAAUGGCUUCAUAACAGACAGCUUCUAUUGCCCAGCAUCAACCACAGGCUUUUUCUAUUUCCAAAUGGAUCACUUAAUAUCAUAAACAUCUUGGAAUCCGACCUUGGUGGUUAUACAUGCAUCGCCUCUCAUUCCAAUGACACCAUCAGUAGUCAAACUGCCAUCUUGCAACAAACCUUUACAGAACCAUUUAUGAUAUCACCCGUGUCUCAGGACGUACUAGAGGGAGCAUCAAUUUCACUGUUCUGUGUCACAGGGAAAAGUGACCCUUUACCAGAGGUUUACUGGACCAUGAAUGGCCGGCACCUGUCGUCUAAUGUACAGCAGCAGCAGGUUGCGGUGUUUGGUGAUCGCAGCAGCUCCCAGCGCAGCAUGGUCCUGGAGUUCAACAGCGUGAUGCCUAGCCAUGCAGGUAGCUACCGAUGCGCAGCGAAGAAUCCACUCACACGCGCCACUGUUUUCAGUGGCAGUGCCCGGCUGAACAUCACAGUUGGUAAUAAAGAACCAUAUGUCAUACAACACCCAAAGAAUAUUGUGAUACACGGUCCUAUUGGUUCACCAUUUGCAAUUAACUGUGUCAUGGGAGGCCGCCCAAAACCAGAGAUUUCAUGGCUGAAGAAUGGGAAGGUUUUGGAGGACAAUACACAUAUUUGGAAGUUAAAUGAUGGUUAUCUGUAUUUUGAUCGAGUGGUGGAGGAAGAUGAGGGGAUCUACACCUGCAGAGGAAACAACAGUGAAGGCAUGGCAGAAACCUCUACACAACUCAUUACUGCAAAACUGGUGUUGCAUUUCCAGCAGGUACCAAGGAAUAAGACUGGACUUGCUGGAAAUCCAAUAGUUUCUGUAAACAAUUUUAAACUGGUGUUGCAUUUCCAGCAGGUACCAAGGAAUAAGACUGGACUUGCUGGAAAUCCAAUAACCUUCACUUGCCGUCCACCUUACAGUUUCCCAAAUCCUGCGAAAAUUGUGUGGUACAAGGAGAAUCAGGUGGUCAUGAACAGAACAGGUCUGUUUGCCAUUACUGCUUAUGCGACGGGAGAUCUGCAUAUCAGCAAUGUGCAGAAGCAACACGAAGGCCGUUACUUCUGUGUGGCCAUUAAUGAAUUUGCUGUGCCUCAGAGCAGGAGUACACCUCCAGUUUAUCUCACAGUUAAAGCUGGUCCACUCCUUAUCGAUCCACCACUGGAUGUGACCAUAGUGAAGGGAGAAACACUGCAUCUGCCGUGCAGGGUAACAGGUGACCCGGAGUUGCAGGUGCACUGGUUCCAUGAUGGCAAGGUUGUCAUGGACAGCAGGAAGGUAUCGUUCGGUAGCGGCAACCAGCAGCUGUACAUCAGUGACGUGAGUUUCCUGGAUGAGGGUCACUACUACUGCAUAGCCAACAAUUCCCUGGGAUCCAUCACAAGCCCCACUUCAUUCGUGGACGUGCUGAUUCCGCCAUAUUUUGUGCGAUACCUCAAAGACCAGUAUGUAGAGGCUGGGUCAUCAGCCAAGUUGUCGUGUCUUGCGUAUGGUGACCCACCACCAGAUGUGACAUGGUACAAUGAGACUGGUGACAUCAACAGUACUUCCAGAAUACAGAUACUAGAUGAUGGGCUGCACCUUACUGAAGUCUACUCGUAUGAUGAAGGCGAAUAUACAUGCCAUGCAGAGAACAUUGCUGGCUUAAAGCAGAUGACUGCUAUGCUGUACAUACAGGAGGUGCCUGAAGUCAGGAUUGAGCCAUCCUUUAUUGUGGCUAACAUCAGCAGCUCACUGAUGAUCUAUUGUAAUGCUACAGGGGUUCCAGCGCCAACGCGUAACUGGAUAUACAAGGGUCUUGAUGGCAAAAAGAACGAGGAACUACCCAGUGGAGUACUGCUAACUAUAAACAAUACAUUUCUGUCCAUAUCUAAGCUUGAGCUCAGCCAUGCAGGCACCUACAGUUGUAUUGCUACAAAUAUUGUCGGACGAGGGGAGUUUCCAGUUCUGCUCACAGUCGAGAGCCCCCCUGUUAUCACUGCGCUAUCCGACAGCUUACUGAUGAGAGUGGGAGCCAGCAGUAAACUCACCUGCCAGGCUUCUGGAACACCAGCACCUGACAUCGCCUGGUUUCACGGUACAAGCAGGGUAUCUGCGGACAAUGAGGGGCGGAUGACGCUGACGAGCACCAUCAGCCAGGGUGUGCUAAGUAACACAGCCACUGUGCUGAGCAUCAAGCUAGCACGCUGGGGUAACCGUGGCAACUACACGUGCCGUGCGAGAAACCCAGCCGGCGAGGCCACGCGUUCUGUCACGCUCGAUGUAAACGAGGUUCCUGUUGCUCCCGUGCUUCAGUCAGCCUUCCCUGUCUCAUCCACACAAGUAAAACUGACGUGGUUUAGGAAAGCACAGGACAAUUACGCAGUCUAUUACACUCUACAAUACAAGGACAGGAGCAGCGUCGCCUAUAGUAACUUCAUUAAUGUGAGUCCCGGCACAACAGAGGAUGUGGUAGAAGGACUGGUGCCAGCCACGAUGUACAUGUUUAGGAUUGGGGGAGGUGAUGAACUCGGCCCAGGACCACCUAGCAAUAUACUAACAGCAAAGACCUUCCAAGCCGGGGCAAAAGCUCCCAGAAGUUUUCAAGUCCUGGGUGUCAGUGCUCAAUCUGUCACUCUUAGUUGGGAGUUGCCUGAGCAAACCAGCCGACCCAUCAAUUUCUAUAGGCUGCUAUACAAGAAAGCUAAUGAUAAGGUGUUCUCGGGACAGGAGAUAGAGUCCGAUGGCAGACCGAGACAAGUGUUCAACUUGACGGGUCUCGCACCUUUCACGACCUACAUCAUCAAAGUUCAGGCAGCUCUCAUUGAGAACCACUAUAAGCUGUGGGGUAACACUAGUGACAUGGUUGAUGUACACACCAUGCCUGCAGCUCCUUCCUCACCUCCUUCAAACAUUACAGUAGAGGUGCUGUCAUCUAAUGUGCUGAAUGUUAAAUGGAGUGAGAUUCCUCAUGGUGAUCACAAUGGUCCAAUCAAAGGAUAUGUUGUCGCUUACAAGAGCAUGGCUAAUCUGUAUGAGCUGCAGCAAGAAUUGUCAACCGAUGAAAUGGAGCUUAACAUCACAGAACUUCGUCCGUGGGGACACUACUCCGUUGUAGUGCAGGGGUUCAACGAUGCCGGGAGAGGUGUUACGAGUCCUCCUGUCAUCGUCAAGACCUACCCUGAACCACCGUCCGGUCCGCCGCAGCGUGUGUCAGCCGAGGUGUUUAACUCCAGUGCUAUUAAUGUUGCUUGGUUGCCAGUGGCUCCCCCUCUGAGGAACAGUGAGAUUCAUGGCUACGUUGUGGAGUAUAUAAGCAGGAGUACUGGGGAUACAGGCAGACUCUACAUAUCUAGUGAUGCUCCACCAAACUCGGGCACUGACCAGCAGUUUUCUGCCGUCAUCGGGUCACUUCAUCCAUGGGCGCCAUACAGGAUACAGGUGGCAGCUUACACUAAUCAGGUGCCAAAUGGUUUCGGACCAUUCAGUGUUCCUCUGGCGAUCUGGACCCAUGAAUCCUUGCCAGGUCACAUCUCCAACCUUGUCGUAAUAUCGCCAGCACCUGAAACACUGCACCUCUCAUGGGACCCACCGCUGCGAAAAAACGGACGACUGGUGGGAUACGUGUUGUACGUCAUCGGACGCAAUGGAUCGGUCGUUGACAAUCAGAUGACAAUCGUUGAGAAUCUACAGGUGGGUGACGUUGCAAGCACGAAGGGAAGUGGACGAGUGACAAACUAUUCGACUGCAGAAGGGAGUCGGACAAUGAUGAACUCUGGCAUCUCGUCCAACCGUCAGACAAGACACGAUCCGGCGGUGCAGCUGGGACUGGGAGCAAACAGGAAGUCACGCAGCGCCCGCACACUGUUGCCUAGCAACUACGUGACAGGGACGUUACCUGCAGAGAUCGACUACAAAACGUUGAAAAAUAAGACGGAGCCAGUAUUCACGAAUGACACUUCUCUGACCAUCGUCCACAUGAAUGCUGACCUGUCCUACUCCAUCUCUGUAAUGGCUGUCAACUCCAUAGGUGUUGGGAGUCCUGUCAAUGCGACAGGCAUCACAGUACAGCGGCAACUGACCACCGUCACAGAAGCGAAUGUUUUCACUGUAACAAGCAUGGAAAGGAAUGAAACGAAUACGAUGAAGAACCAUACUCAGCCGACGGUUGUCAGCACGGAGGUGGAGGCGAAUCAAACACUUCCAUCCGGGCCAGUCACUGAGCAGUGGCUAUCAAUCAUCAUAGGUGCUUCAGUGAGUGGUACCAUGGUGAUAGUGUUUGUCCUGGGACUCUGUCUCCGUAGUUACUGUUACCAUGACAGCCGCAAGCAGACACACUUGAAAGCUAAAAGACACCCUAAAGACACAGUUUGGCCUAAUAUAGUGAGAAUAAGCAACAAUAAACAUAUCCAGGAUAGAAUGUCGCAUGCUCCUGUGUAUGGUGCUGGCCCACGCCAGGACGAUGCCCACCUACGCAAGUUCUUGGAAAUGCAAGGAAAGGCAGUUGACGUGCCUAUGCGCAAUGUUGCCACGCAGACAGCACCAAAGCCCAAAUAUCAACAGAGUAUCAUGCCACCUAGCGACCCGGUAUAUGAUUACACUGAUGCAUCUCCAGUGGAGCUACGUCGGGCCGUAGGCAGAGCCAAAUUAAAGCACGUGCAACCACCUGAUCACAUACGCACAGCCAUGACACCAGAGAAACGGAUCUCCCCAGCAGAUGUAGCAGACAUCCCUUCUUCAUACAUUGACUCUAGUAGCAGCGAGUCAAGUCCCAGUCCAGUUUCAUGGUUCAACGUGGAUGCUUCUAAUACGAUGUCUGCUGCCAACGUCAUGCACAGAAAUCGCAUGCAGAAGGAGAGCGCGGACGCAAUAGCAAAACGGCGGAUCCGAGCUACGACGCCUGUUGAUUUUGCUUUGCCGGUGCGAGACAAGCAGGAUCUCUUGCAGAAUGACGCCGUUGUAGUGCUAGAUGAGCGAACAGCCUUGUGAUGGAUGUUCCGCCAGCUGCCAAUCACCAGUACCCUAUCGGUCUAUAGAUCUAUUAUUGAUUCAUUCUGAUUGAUAUUACCAGGGGUAGACGAUGACAAACAAUUUGACGAUGAUGACAACGAUUUGUCAUCAUCUACCCCUGAUAAUUCUUAGUGAAUCUAUCUUUGAUUCUUAUUGUUAUUAUCUAUCUAAGAAUCUUAGUGAUCUGAACCUAAUCAAUCUAUCUAUCUAUUUUUAAUAAUUACUAACGAUUUUAUGGGACAGGUUUUCUUGUCUGAGUAGAUGUCACCUGGGACAUUGAACAUUUAGUGGUCAUGCAUGAUCAUGUGACAUUAAGUAAUUUAUUCAAUUGGAAUAGGAUGACAUUUAAUUUAUGUAUAGUCAUCUUAUUCUCGUGUUUCGUAUUUCUCGUGUUUUUACCAACCGUUUUCAUAUUUCUUCAACCGUUCUGAUACUUACCGCUACUCCUUGCAUAACACCAAAUGUAUAUAGUAAGGCUUAUACAUGUCAUAGAGCACUCGCACAACAUUCUUUCCACCAAUAUGUGCACCGAUGUGUAUUUUAAAUUAGAUUGUUUACAUAUAUAGUAUCAGGAGCAGUACUAGAGUACAGGAGCAGUAUACUGUACAUAUAUAUAGUACAGGAGCAGUAGGGAUCGUUAAUUACUCUAGGUUCUAGGGUUAUUUUCAGUUAAU